AUGCCGACGCUGACACCAAUUGAGGCGCAUUUUCAGCGCCUCGACGACGAGAAAGCGUCUGGUCAAGGGGAGAAGGCCAAAGACAAAGCACAACUCGACGAGUAUCGCCAAUGCUUUGAUGCUUCUCGCGGCUUCGAGGACGACAAGGACUGGCUGCCGCAACUGAGCAAAGCCACGGCCGCUGCGGACGCCAAGGUUGCCAAAGCCGCCACGAAGACUGCUAACAAGGAAGCUCAGCUCAAGAAGCAAGCUCUGAACGCAGCAGCACAGAAGUGGUCCUUUGAUACCAUGCAGGCGGCCUCACAAGCGGCUCUGCAACCACCGCCCCACCACCCUCCAUCUCCAUCACCAUCACCGCCUAAGCUCGCCCAAUCCAAAGCUGAAGCGGCCGGGACUGCUCUCGCCGCCGCGGAAUCCCGGCAUCGAUAUCUCAUGCGGACUUCGCUGGCGUAUCGUCAGAGUCUAGGCGCCGAUCGCAUGCGGGACACCGACUCUGACGGCCCAUCAAUUCGCUCUCAGCCAGACAUCACCAAUUCCUACCCAUACCAAGAUUACUCCUUCAUGCGGCAGGGCAUGGACGCGGGCCGCGACGGUUUGAACAACAGGCCAGAUGACGAUACUCAGUCGCAAGCCAGUAGCUCAUACUACUCGGCGGCGAGCAACGGUUCAGGAAAUGAGAGCAAGCGUGCACAGGCAGGCUACUACAGCAGCACCAUGCCAGCACAAGCUCUUGUCACUGUCCAUCCGCCAUAUGCUUCUACGGGACUGCGUACAUACCAGUACCAUUAUCCGCAGCCAGGAUAUCGUCAGCAAAGCCCUACUCGCUCAGAGGGCAGUGGUCACGCUGCGACCUCUGCGCUCAACGCUCAUCCAUACGCGCAGGCAGGCUAUUCCCAACAGAACCCUACUCCCGCAGAGGCCGCUACAACUGCUGCCCACAACUUCAACCGCAAUCGCGAUCAAUCGUCCCAACCGGUUGGCUACAGCGGGGGCCCACAUGCGCAACAUACGAGUCCACUCAAGGCGACGACGGAGAACCAGAGCGCAUACAACAACCUCUACCCGCAGACGGGCUACUACGAUGGCGCCGAUGCACCCUACUACUUCAAUGGGUACAGCUGGAGCGGCCAUCAGCCUUGA
Molecule: messenger RNA, 1140 nt
Organism: Lecanosticta acicola
Lineage: Eukaryota; Fungi; Ascomycota; Dothideomycetes; Mycosphaerellales; Mycosphaerellaceae
Source: the annotation of a GenBank genome assembly